This is a messenger RNA of Tetrahymena thermophila SB210, 2295 nucleotides long. RefSeq names its product transmembrane protein, putative. The record is from RefSeq and is a predicted model, not a curated record. Gene Ontology annotation, molecular function: double-stranded DNA binding. Lineage: Eukaryota; Ciliophora; Oligohymenophorea; Hymenostomatida; Tetrahymenidae. Gene Ontology annotation, biological process: reciprocal meiotic recombination. Gene Ontology annotation, cellular component: nucleus. The transcript has 4 exons.
AUGAUAGAUAAAUUAGACAUCUUUGGUAGUUAAAUCUUCUUAAGAUUUAACAAAUAACAAACAUAUAACACAAGAUUAGGCUCAUACUUUACCCUCAUAAUAUAUGUACUUAUCUCUUACAGGCUAUUUGGAUUAAUUGUAGAUCUAGUUUAAGGAAAUAAUCCUGAGGUUAUCUACAACGAAAGAUAAGUUGAUGAUCCGGCUAUAUUUAAUGCGUCAAGCAAAAAUUUUCCUUUAGCAUUUGGAAUGGAAAAUCCUAAAGAUUUCAAUCACUUUAUUGAUGAAAGCAUUUAUACAAUCACUGCUUUUUGGAACUAAAAACUUUUAACUUUCGAUGAGACUACCUAGUAGUAUAUCUCGACUUGGUAACAAAAUAGCAUAAAUGUUUAGCCUUGCACAAUUGAAAAUUUCUAAAAUCUUGAAAACUAAAAAUACUAUCUUCAGCUUAACUAUACUAAUAUGUAUUGUCUUCCUCCCGAUUUUGAAUUGCCAAUUUAAGGGGACUUUCCUUCUAAAGUUUAUUCAGAAAUUCAGAUUACAGUUAAGAAGUGUACUAAAAAUUGUUAAUCUUAAGAAAUUUUAGACAGUUUUCUUUAAAAGUCUAAUUUUGGUCUUUAGCUAUCUGAUUCCUAUGUAGAUCCAACUAUUAGUGACAAUCCAUUCAAAAUUUACUCCAGAGAUAUGUUUUGGUCUACUAGUACUGAGCUCCCAAAAGAUGUGUACAUUUACAUCCGUAAUAAUUAUGUUUACAGUGAUUUCGGAUGGUUUUUUCCUAAUGUGGAAACUUAAAGAUUUCCUGCUUAUAGUUUUUCUGAAAAUUAUGAAUAUCCUCCAUCAUUUUAGGAUUAUUUUCUUACCAUUCGUUUCAGAUUUGAAAAGCAAAAAGAGAGUGUCUAUAAAAGAUCAUAUAAAAAAUUCAUUUCUAUUUUUUCUGAAAUUGGAGGAUUUACUUAGAGUUUUCUUGCAAUUGGAUAUGUGCUUUGCAAAAAAGUAUCACAGACAAAGUUAGAUAUUGACCUUAUUAACAAAGCUUUUAAAUUUGAAGGGAAUUUAAAAAGCAAAUAAUAAAAUGAGGAAAAAGAAGUAAAUGAAACAAAACAUGAAUAACAAAAACAGGGAAAUAAAAAAAAGCUUAAAAAGUCAAAAUAAAGCUUUGACAAAAGUUCGAAAGUUAGCUUUAACAGCAGUAAUGAGAAUUUGAGAAAAAAUCAUUAAUAAAACUUUUGUUUAAAAAGUUAAAUAAACGAAAAUGCUUAAAAACAAGUUCUCCUGGAAAGCCCCCCCAAAAAAAACUUUAUUUAUGAGGAUUAAAAAUCUGAUAAAGUUUAUUGCAAUUUAAAUGAAUAAGAUGCAGUUUUGGAAUAAAAGGAAAAUAAAAAAAGUAAUUAAUUAAAAAUUUCUUAGCUGAUGAUGAGCUAUUUUGAAGAUUAGAGCACAAUAUUAAAAAAAUCAGUUGGGGUAGCAGAUUAGCAAAUUAAUAACUUAUAAGGCAAGGGAUUUUCUGAGAAAGAAUAAGAGAAAAGCCAGAAAUAAGUUGAGGAUAAGUUCAAAAGACACUUUGAUAAUUAAAUGAGUUCUAUGUAGCUUAGCAUUUGGUACAGAGAAAAGCUUUAUUAUAACAUUGAUAUAUUCAACAUUAUCCAUAAAUUAAAUGAGUUAGAAAAGUUAAAAAGACUUAUUUUUGAUCAAGAUCAGCUCAAACUGUUUGACUACUUGCCUAAACCCACCAUCUAGACUGAUAUUUCUAUGAAAUAAAAAGAUAAAAAACAAAAUAUAGAAAUUGACUUGCUUUAUCAAGAUAAUAGAUCAGAAUUAUAAAAGGCCUGUGAAAGUUUUAAAGCCUACCAAAAUAUAGCUUAUAAAAGUGAUUAAUCCACUUUGGAUUAAAAAUUAAUCAACUAACUUGAUCCUGCACUUAAAAAAAUGUUCGAAUAACUAAACGAAAAACCAAUAUUAUUCUAAAAUUAAAUAUCAUAAAAUGAAGAAAGUAAAACAAUAUCUUUUUAAAAUUUAACUGCUUCAAUGAAAUAAUCAAUAAACUUAUCAAAUUAAAACUACAAUAAUAACUUAAGUAAACAUGGAAAAGAUAAAAAUUCUUUUAGGCUCAUUUUAAACCCUUUAGUAUCAUCUAAAAAUUAACAACCCAAAAAACCAGACUAUUAAAAUCAAUAAUUUAGCAAUUAAACUUAGGAGAGUUAGAAUUAAGAUGAUGAAUUUGAAGAAAUAAAUCAAAAUAAUAAAAAAAAGAGGUUGAAUACUUUUAUAAGUAAUAUGAAUUAACUAUCUUAAUUAUGA